AGGUUUGGCAUUUCUUUGUGUAGGGUGGUAUCGAAGAUGGUGAAGAACCAAGAGCUGCAGCCCUUUGAGAAUUAAGAGAAGAAACUGGAAUAACGUCUGCUGAAAUUGUUGCAGAAUUAAAGGAGACUCAGUAUCACAGUAUAGAGGUGUUACAAGAUCCUGGUAGGAAUCUAACUCUCUUUAGAGAGAGAGAGAGAGAGAGAGAGAGAGAGAGAGAGAGAGAGAGAUGAAGGGCAUGAAUGAUAAUGAUAAUGAUAACAAUAACUGGUUGGGUUUCUCACUCUCUCCUCACAUGAACAUGGAUGCAUCUACAGACCCACAUCUGCAUCAUCAUCAUUACCACCAUCGUCAUCAACAUCAUCAUCAUUAUCAUCAAACACAAGCUGCGGCUGCUGUUUCUCCUGCAGUUCCAACCAGCUUCUUUGUAGCUCCUCCUCAGAUGAAAACACAAGGUGGGGCCCUUUACUCCCAGUUGUCUGUAAUGCCACUGAAAUCUGAUGGCAACCUUUGUAUCAUGGAAGCUCUUACAAGAUCACAACAAGGUGAAGGAGUGAUGCCAAAGUUGAAGAGCCCAGAGUUAUCAGAGAGCAGCCUUUAUAGGUACAGCCGCGAGGUGAUAGCUUCAUGAGACGGUCCAUCUUCGACUGUAUGAUUGCCGGUUCGAUCCCGGUUUUCUUCUGGAGGCGUAUAGCCUACCUGCAGUACAAGUGGUUUUCAUUGAUAGA
Molecule: messenger RNA, 725 nt
Organism: Magnolia sinica
Lineage: Eukaryota; Viridiplantae; Streptophyta; Magnoliopsida; Magnoliales; Magnoliaceae
Product: AP2-like ethylene-responsive transcription factor CRL5
Exons: 5
Coding region: 227-628 (133 amino acids)
Source: RefSeq, a predicted model, not a curated record